AUGCCGUUUCUUUCGUUAUUGGCCUCCGGUCUGGCUCUGACAUCUUUGGUUUCUGCUGUCUCGAAGCCGUUUCCCAAAUUCGGAGAGAAGCAGUUCUCGCAGGAGUUCCUCGAUGGAUAUAAUCUGUUAAAACAAAUUGGCAGCCUUGGUCCUUACUCCAAUCGUGUCUCAUAUGGCGUUGACAGAAACACCCCCGCUGGAUGUGAAGUUGAUCAAGCGUUUAUGUUGAUGCGCCAUGGUGAACGUUACCCGGACGCCUCCUUAGGCGUCGGAUAUGUGGCUGCACUGGACAAAAUGAGGUUCUCGAACAUUACUUCUUGGCGAGGAGAUCUCGCUUUUAUGAAUGAAUGGACCUAUUAUGUCGAUGAUGAGGCUAUGUACUCCCAAGAAUCGACAACUGGGCCAUACGCUGGGCUUCUCGAUGCCUUCCACCGGGGUAGUGAGUAUCGUCUCCGCUAUGGACACCUUUGGGAUGGCAAGUCUGUGGUUCCCAUCUUCAGCUCUGGUUAUGAACGAGUCAUUGAGACUGCACGGUAUUUUGGCCAGGGUUUCUUUGGCUAUAACUACUCCACCAAUGCAGCAAUGAACAUCAUCCCGGAGGCUGUGACUCAGGGAGCAGACAGUCUGACGCCAUAUUGCACUGCGGAUACUUCAUAUGUAGCAUGCAUCUAUGAGUAUUUGGGCUCAACAUUACCGCCUUUGGAAGUUGCCGCUGCCCGUUUCAAUACUCAAAACCCUGGACUGAACCUCAACGCGAGUGAUGUUUCCCAAUUGAUGGAAAUGGCCUCCUUCGAGCUCAAUGUCCGUGCAUAUUCGCCAUGGAUAGAUGCAUUCACUGCAGAUGAAUGGGUAGCUUACGGGUAUACUCUGGACCUGGGCUAUUACUACUGCUUUGGACCUGGUAGCGAGUAUCAAAUCGCCACGGGUCAGGUUUAUGCCAACGCCACUCGUGUCCUAAUGGAGGCUGGUCCUGAAGCCGGAUCUAUGUUUUGGAGUUUCGCUCAUGACGCCAAUAUCACCCCAGUCGUUGCUGCCCUAGGAAUUGACGUCCCCGAAAAGCACCUUCCUAAAGAUACUAUUCCGUUCCCAAACCCCUACCGCGUGGCCGACAUUGUCCCCAUGGGUGGGCUUAUCACUCUGGAACGCAUGACGUGCAAAGCAACCGCUAUCAGCGACGCGGGUGUCUUCAUUCGUGCGGUCCUGAAUGAAGCCGUUGUGCCGUUCAAUUCAUGCCAGAACGGACCCGGUUACUCGUUCCCAUUGGCCAAUUACUCCGCGAUAAUUGACGCUCUCCCUAGAUUUGACGAAACUUGCAAUAUCCCGGCAUCAUAUCCCCAGUCAUUGGACUUUUUCUGGAAUUAUAACACAUCUACUCAAUACAACUACCAGAAAGGGCCAAUCGGAUAUCAGCUUACUGAUACUGAUGUCUAA
This is a messenger RNA of Penicillium cinerascens, 1431 nucleotides long. RefSeq names its product histidine phosphatase family protein. Lineage: Eukaryota; Fungi; Ascomycota; Eurotiomycetes; Eurotiales; Aspergillaceae. Gene Ontology annotation, cellular component: fungal-type cell wall. Gene Ontology annotation, molecular function: acid phosphatase activity. The record is from RefSeq and is a predicted model, not a curated record. Bases 1 to 1431 code for a protein of 476 amino acids. The transcript has 4 exons.